CAGCGCUCGGCGCUCCAGCCAGCCACGAGAGGCAGCCCGAUGGUGUGAUAAAAGGGCGGGAGGCAGCACCGAUGCUGCCGUAGUCCAGGCCUGCGGGAACAGAGCUCCUCGGAGCGGAGCUGGAGGCCAUGCCGUCGCGGCCAGGCUCCCGCGCGUCGCGCGCGUCGACGCCGCAGAAAAGGCCGGGCUCCCGCGCCUCGCGCGCCUCGACGCCGCAGAAAGGAGCGGAGACCAUGUCGCGCACGUCGACGCGGAGCCGCGCCUCGCGCGAAGAGGACGAGAGCGACCUCUCGGACACGGCCUCCGAGGCCGAGGCCGAAAACGCACAGGACACGGCCGACCGCAUCGCGGAACUUGAUGAAUUAGGCCUGGCGCGGUGGGGCCCGGAGCUCCUCGAGAAGAUUGAUAGGAGAUGCGUCGGUGCCCUAGCUCUGCUGCGGGGCAAGUCCUUCGCGGGUUGCCUACGACGGGAAUUGCAACAAAAGCAAAGCGACCGCCGCUUAUUAUGCCGCUACCCGCUCGGUCCCGACGAGUUAAGGACGGUCUUCGCGUACAACCGCCACAAGGCCGUCCUGGAGAGGCCAAAAACAGCUCCUGGCGAGGAGCCCGUGCCGCGGCACAAGCGGCGCGACGCGGAGGCAGCGAAGCGCGCCGCGGAGGCCGCCGCGCCCGAAGUUAUUACGGUAGUCUUCUUCGAGGACGUCGACGCGUUGAUGCGGACGGCGCUGCCGCACUGCGCCGCGUUAAGGUUGGGCGAGCCGCCCGUGCCGCUGCGGCCGUGCACUUCAUUAGAUUUUCUGAACGAGGUCUGCCUCCUCGAACACGGCGGGCUGUUUAAGCUGCGGGGCUACGUGCCGUCGAAGGCCGGGCCGUUGGCGCCGUUCGACUACGCCGCCGCGCCGGCCCCGGCCCCGGCGCCGGCGCCCGCGCCCGCACCAGGGCCAUCAUCAGCACCAGCACCAGCCCCGCCCGAGGCCGCCGCGCCGCCGGAGCCGGCCAUGGACUGCGCCUUGGUGCGGGAGUGGGUCGAGGGCGGUUUACUCUCGACGCGUUUACAACACAAGCGCCGUAUUCAAGAAAGGGAGGUCCACCUCUGGGCCACUUCAUUAGCAGCAGCACUAGUCUCAAUACAUAGAGGAGGCCACGUCUUCAACGGGCCCACGCCAAACAUGGUCCAGCUCUCGAAGCGCGGUCCGUGGCCGGCCGACGAAAGACGCUAUAAAAAGCUGAUGAAGGAGUACGAGGAGGAUCUGGAACUACGCAGGAAAUACGAACAGAAGCAGCGCGAGGAACGUAUUCGACAAUCAAAGGAACCCGUCAAAGAAAAAGUGAUCGGGACCUCAUUGCAAGAGCGGGCGGCGUCCGGAGGAUUUGCUGCGAAGUUCAAGGCGAGGGAGGAAGCGAGGAAUAACCCUAUCAUCGAAGUUGAAGAAGAGGAGGCGCCCCUGGAAAUGCCCCUCAAGCCGGAGACCUGCUAUGAUGCGUACCUCAAGGACCUCGAAAGGUGCACGCCGCGCCACGAGAAGGAUCCGUUGCUCUCCUUCGCCGAAAAUCAAUUAGAGAAAGUACGACUGGCGCAGGAAGCUUUGAGCAAGGGCGAGGACUCAUUUCUCGAAUACGAAUCUGACGGCGAUAGUACAGUCACUUGUAGCAAGACCGUCGGUAGCAUACAAACGCGGGCGUCCUUCGAUAGUCAACCGUCUCUGAUGUCCAAGGCGUCCUCGAAAAAGCCGCUGGAACGCAUAGCUAGACCUGACUGGUGCCCCGAGGGCUACGAGCCCCCCGAGGGCUUCACGCUGCUUGGUUCUAGAUCAGAUGCUUGGUUACUGGGUUGUUUACUGUUUGAAUUAUCAACACGUAUCAAGUUAUCGUUGCAGGAAGACGUUGUAUUGCCUCGACUGACGCCAACCCAGGAAGAAAGUAUCUUCGUAAGGUACUGUAUCGAGCAGGGUUGUGCUUAUGAGGCAGGUGAUAUCCUUUGUGAGGUAGAGACGGAGGAGAAAAUAGUACCUUUCAAGGCGGAUAGAGACGGCGUAUGUGCUACUUAUUUACUAGAGGAAGGUUCUACUAUAUAUAUAGGAGACGCCUUAUUCGUGAGAAAUGAUUGUCUAGCGCUGAAGGACGUCCCCCUAGACAAGACCAUCAAACAAAUACCGGCACGCUUCGGAAUAGAGUUGAAGAACUGUCUGAGAUGCGCUCUGGAGAAGGACCCGCGGGACCGCGCGACGUGCGAAGAAAUGUUUUACUUGUUAGAACCAAGCAGAGCCCAGCGGCGCCACAACGUCGUGGAACUGCGACCGAAGAUCGCGCAGUUAUUAGAUUUGGGUACGGGAGGCUACGAGGAGGAAGCUUUACCGCUCGCCGGGCGCAUCGACAGGGAGGAGGCCGAGAAGGAAAGGUUGCGUGUGGCGGAGGAGGAGGCCCAGAAACGGCGCGAGGAGGAGGAACUCCGGAAACAAGAUCCGGAGAACACGCCCGAAGUCGUGCAGAAGCCGAAGGUCAAGCUCAUCUCGGCUCUGCUGGCGGCGCGCUUCACUUCGAGAGCUACUGGUGAGGAUGACGGCGGCGACCUAGAGGAGUCGGAAUUGACCGAAGCGCAACGCAUGAAGCGUAGAAGAGCGGAGUUCGAAGCAUCAUUGUCACCGGAGGCAUUACAAGGCUGGAAGCGGGCGCUGGCCCGCGUGGAAAAAGCGAAUCGUAAAAAGUGGUACGACAACCUACCUGGGGUUCGAAGAAGAAGAAUAGAUAGACGUCGAGAACGGAGGCUGCGGGUGCGAGAAUAUAGAAGGAAGAUCAAGAUUGCGCGGCGAGCAGCGCUGAUGAAUUUUUGGCCUGUUGAUGAUGUCGUCAAGUGGGCGAAAUUGGCCUGUCGACGGGCCGUGGACUGCGAGGCCUUGUCACUUGUUAAUCGAGACGGGUGGUACCAGCUCAAGCUGCAACGGGACAAGGAACGGGCGGCGGCGGAAAGGGCUCGCAAUAGGCGAGCUAGGCACCGUAAAUUAGCUGCUGCCAAGGCCGGGGAAGCCGUUGAAGAGGAGGAGGAGGAAGAAGAGGUGGAGGAGGAGGUUGUGGAUAAUAAAAAAGACGACCGGAAGUCGAUAAUGGGCCGCCAGGUGAUCCCGCCCUCGGAAACGCUGCGGUUGACUCAACAAAUUGAGGAGGCGCGACGGACACGGGACGACCGUCGACGGCGUUUGAGGAAGGCCAUCACCGACAACUACGCCGAACGGAAAUUAGAAAAUUACGCCUUAGCGGCCGCGGCGGCCGUCGACCUCGUCUGGUUGGAUCAUGCGGCCCUGAGGUACUGCGAGCCGCUGGGCCAGUGUCUCGUGGACAAGAAUGUAUCAGGUAAGAAGCUGCACUUUGCGAUGCAACGCGCAGCGGAAAAUGCUGAGAGAGGUAUCAAGAGAUUAAGUGCCAAGGGCACGUUGGACGACGAGGCGUCUUGUAGACAAGCGUUGGGCGUGGCGGCGGUCACGCGCAGCGAGGCUCUGAAAGAUGUACUCACGGAGACCGUGAUCUUGGCGGAGAAGAUGCGUCCACCACCCAAGCAGAAGAAGGAGGAUUCCUCGUCGUCAGAUUCCGAUAGUGAUGAUGAUGCGAACAAGGUCCACCCCGAGGCCCACGAGGAACGAGAUCGGCAGGCCUUUAUACUAGCGGUCGUGUUGUACGCGGCGUUCCACGAAACAAAAACGAAAGCGUUGCCAGCCCGCGUGGACGCCUCGACGAAAAUCGCGAGCGUCGCGCGCGGGCGCCAGACGCGCGCCGUCAUCAAGGAGAUCUGGCGCCAGGCCGACGUCUUAGCCGAUGAUGAACUCAGAGCGGACGCCGCGGCGAAGGCUGCCUUGGCUGCGGAGGAGGCGAGACGACCCAAGCCCCUGCCGCCGCCUCCGCCGCCGUUAGAAACGAUGCAGUUUGGGGCGCGGUAUGCGGUGCUUGGCUUAGGACAUGUGCUGCGAAAGGUCGGCGAGAGAGCUGCGCAAGCCACAAAAGGGCGAAGCGACGACCCUUUAUCACAAACGAAGGCCGAGCCCAUGUCCAUCAUGGGGUGGAAGGGCUCCGACCCGCCCGUCGACGACUCGACGUGCCCCCACGUGCUGUACUUCGAACUCGGUCCUUUGGAGGACGACGAGCCGGGCGUAGAGUAUCCUAUUAUCGAAGACAAGGAGGAUCCUCUCGCGGCGCGCAUCGAUGAUUUGAAACCAGCGACGACGUACCUGGCUAUCCUCAAGAUGACACCUCGGACGCGACGACGGAUGGUCCGGGCCUGCGGCCGCGGCGUAGCUGGCUGUGUAGAAAUCAAAUUUCUCGACGUGACGCCUGCGCGAUGGCGUGCAUCCGACUCACUGGUUGAUUUCCACACACAGGAGGGCGCGACGCGCUGCUUGCCGCCGGAGGAGGACGACGAAAAUUUACAGACCCGCUGCGUGUCGUUUAGAACAUUACCGGACGUACCGGAGCCGCCACGACCGCCGAAGGUGCGAGCGUCGCGGUUCCGGGGCGCUGCGGACCUCGCGAAUCUCAUCGCUCCGUACGGGACGGCGAAGGACCCACUCGGUGCGAUGGGCGCGGCCGUGCGGCCACCCCAAGAAAAUACGGUUGCCGUCAAAAUUGUGUGGGUACCGCCCCACGACAACGGCGCCCCUAUCAAGGGGUAUAGGGUGGAGCGCGCCAAGGUGUUCCGUAAAAAUAAUCGGGCGCCGAUUGCCGAGGCGAACUGGACGCAAGUGCGAGCUCUUAAACACGACGAGCGCGAUAUUACUGAUGUGCCUCCCACGAAUCACCGCUUGUAUUGGUACCGCAUCGUCUGCCACAACAAGGUCGGCGUCUCAGAUCCGGGGGUUGCGUCGAAGAUCGACCUCACGGACGAGGCCACGGAGGUCCAUCCGAACUUGCGACCGUUGUCGUUGGUCGAGGCGCCGGCCCCGGCGCCGUCGCUGCUGGAGGCGCCGUCGACCCUGCUGGAGGCGUCCGUCGCGUCGCGACCGUCAAAACUGCUUGCGGUCGAGGCCGUCGCGUCGCUCUUGGAGGCGCCCGAGGCCGCCGCGCCGCCAACGCCGGCGCCCGAGGCGCCGGAUGUUAUUCCGUCGCCGCGGCCGCUGCCAAAGCUCAAACGGCCGAAGAAGCGGUCGGAGCCCACCGGCGGCGUACUCGACGGCGGCGUCUUCUUUACGCCUCUCAAGACGGCAAAACCGCUGCCGCGGUCGAAGGUUAAGAGUACAUUUAGGUAG
Pelagomonas calceolata is the source of this 5231-nucleotide messenger RNA. Lineage: Eukaryota; Pelagophyceae; Pelagomonadales; Pelagomonadaceae. The record is from the annotation of a GenBank genome assembly.